UUGUAAAAUCCGUUUUCCGAUUGUGAAUCUCGGAAGUGACGUGUUUCACUACCCAUCGUGGCCUCAGGCUUUUCAAAGCCUUUUAUGUUCGCUGGAUGAUUCUUUCGAGCAUUCAACUGCACCUAAAAUCUCGUAGUAUUGCACGUGUUACAUUGUCAAAAAUCUGCGCAAUCGUCUGCGAAGUCUAUAUUGUACAUCGGCAAUAUGGAAAUGUGAUGAAAUCCAGCUGGUAGCGUUUUGACGGGCUCAAACAACAUAUGAUACGAAGUCAUUCUGGUUAACUGGCUUUUCUUUAACUGCAAUAACAAAGUCCUGAAAAGCCAGCCUGUUUUGACAUUUUGAUAAUAAUAAUUAUAAUAACAAAAGCCAUAGUGGAUGCCUAAAAAGUUGUAGGAAGUGAAGUAAAGUGUAGAAAGGAUAUGUGGGAGCGUCUUGUCUAACGACCGUGGACUUCUUCUAUGGUUUAGCCCAAAGGCGGAACAGCACUAAUAUAUUGACCGUUGAUAUAGGCUCAUAAUAGGAGCGUAAUGGAUGAAGAUCAAAACUCGGAAAGUCGAAGCCUGAGUGGAUCAGGACAGUCCUCACCACAGCCGCAGUUCAAUAAGCAGACGUUCAAUGCUGGCGAAUAUACUGGCCACCACAACGUGCUCAUAGAGAGCAAAACAUCUUCAACAGAUGAAUCAAAGCGCCCAACGAGACGGAGAAGACGGACUCGGACAAGGAGGGUUUUCUUGACCAUGGCGAUGGUCGGACUUUUCGCUCUUGCGGUUCUUGCUGGCGUUGCAGUGCUUUGGGCUAUCAACGUUGAGACAGAUACACGUGAAGCUCAGCGUAACGUAACGAGUACAACUAGAAGACGGCGGGUACAAUAGAACAAUGGCUGCAACGAACACAACCAAGAUGCCACUGUGUAACCAUCUAUUUCAAGUAAACUAGUAUUCCUGGAUAAUGUUUGUACUUAUGUAACAUACUGAGAUGUUGCAAGCGUCGAAAAAGCAUGGCAAUUGUAUGGACGUGCCGUCAGAUCCUUUGUCACCAAUGUUGUUAUAUCAUCACAUCUUGGGUACCUUUAGUAAUAUUGACAAAAUGAUACUACUAUAAGGUACCUAUCACUAUUAAAUUUUUUUUUGUAUGGGGACUGUAUCUAUGCCCAAGCAAUCUAAACUAUUAGAGCAUAUGGGUACGCGUUUACUUUGUUGUGUGGAGCUGUCAUAAUCUAAUUAUCUUCCUUAUUAAAUGAACAGGGUAUUUUAUUAUAUUCAUUCUACUGGUUGGACCGACGUACGCCAUAUACAGCUACUGGCAUACCAUAAAAAUAGCUGAUUCAGUUAUAACAGGCGAUUGACACUAUUGUCAAAUUAUUCCCUUUACUUAAAAUGAUAUCGAGUCCAAAUAGAUAUGUAAGUGGUGGUUAAACAUAAGAGCAAUAAACUAUUGUCGCAAUCUGAAUAUUUACAAGAAAC
Messenger RNA from Varroa destructor (honeybee mite), 1463 nucleotides. RefSeq names its product intraflagellar transport 20 (gene IFT20). Gene Ontology annotation, biological process: protein localization to cilium; cilium assembly. Lineage: Eukaryota; Metazoa; Arthropoda; Arachnida; Mesostigmata; Varroidae. Gene Ontology annotation, cellular component: non-motile cilium; intraciliary transport particle; cytoplasm. The record is from RefSeq and is a predicted model, not a curated record.